UUCGUCCGAAUUUAUCAAAAUUUUGUUUGCAAAGUUCUAUUUUUUGUAUUUUUGGGUUCACCUUACUUAACCAUUCAGCUUUGAUUCAGGGUCCAAAUCGGUAUCUAUUUUGUUUACAUGCACCUGAACUGAACAGUGUUGAAUUAUGCACUGUUGCAAUGGGGUUUCUUUUGUUACUGACCACAGAUGCCAGAUUUAGAUCCAUGAUGGUGCCAUAACUGUCAUCGACAGAUGGCAUGGAUUGAAAAUUUUAAAUAUUUCCUCUGGUCUUAAUUAAAUGCGGUGAAAGAAACGUUUCUAUUAAUUAGGAGGUUUUUUUAAUAUAUUUUUGGUUUAACUGUUUGCCAAAGUUCCUGGUCUAGAUGGUUAUCUUUGAAUGGAAUUUGAUACUAAUCAGUGUGCUUCUUUCUGAUAUGCAUGUGGCUGUCGUCUCUAUUGGGUGUGGUCUUUAAAGAUUUAGAGAACUCGGGCUAUUUGUCAAAGCAUCUUGCAUCUAUAGAUGUUAUUACUUCUUUGACUUAGAUUCCAGUUAAGAGAGUAAUUUCUCUGGACACUGAUUAUGGAAUCCAACGGUCAUAGAAGAGUAAAGAAACAAGAUCAUCAUGUUAAAGAAAAUGGAAAUUCCCAUAUGCUUGAUGCUGAUGAAGAGCUUGAUCCUUGGACAGCUUGGGCAUACAAGCCUCGGACAAUCACAUUGUUACUUGUUGGUGCUUGCUUUCUUAUUUGGGCAAGUGGGGCACUUGAUCCAGAAAGAGAUGCAUCUGGUGAUAUUGUCACUUCCGUUAAAAGGGGUAUAUGGGCAAUGAUUGCUGUUUUUCUUGCUUAUUGCCUGCUUCAAGCUCCUUCGACGGUUCUUAUUAGGCCACAUCCUGCUAUUUGGCGCUUGGUGCAUGGGAUGGCUGUUGUUUACCUGGUUGCUCUCACAUUUUUGCUUUUUCAGACGCGUGACAAUGCUCGGCAGUUUAUGAAGUUUCUUCAUCCUGAUCUUGGCAUCGAACUUCCGGAAAGAUCUUAUGGCGCUGAUUGCCGCAUAUACCUACCUGAGAACCCUGCAAAUAAGUUUAAGAAUCUUUAUGAAACACUUUUUGAUGAGUUUGUUCUAGCUCAUAUUAUUGGCUGGUGGGGAAAGGCUAUAUUGAUUCGUAAUCAGCCUCUUCUUUGGGUGUUAUCGAUUGGUUUUGAGAUGAUGGAGCUUACUUUUCGUCACAUGUUACCGAAUUUCAACGAGUGCUGGUGGGAUAGUAUUAUUCUUGACAUAUUCAUCUGCAAUUGGUUCGGUAUUUGGGCUGGAAUGCAUACUGUGAGGUACUUUGAUGGGAAAACAUACAAGUGGGUUGGUCUGAGCCGCCAGCCUAAUAUUAUAGGAAAGGUGAAACGAACAUUGGGCCAGUUCACACCAGCGCACUGGGAUAAAGACGAGUGGCAUCCGUUGCUUGGUCCUUGGCGAUUUAUUCAAGUGCUUAGUCUUUGUAUUGUAUUUUUGACAGUAGAGCUCAACACAUUCUUUUUGAAGUUUUGUCUCUGGAUACCUCCUCGAAAUUCUGUAGUUAUAUAUAGGUUGAUUUUAUGGUGGCUGCUUGCAAUUCCAACAAUUCGUGAGUACAAUACAUACCUUCAAGACAGGUUCAUUCUCCAUCUCUCUUGUUCUCCCGGCCCAAUGAAGCCAGUCAAAAAGGUUGGAGCAUAUUGUUGGCUCUCUCUUGCUAUUUGCAUUGUUGAGCUUUUGAUUUGUAUCAAGUUUGGACAUGGUUUGUACCCGAAACCGAUGCCGAUAUGGCUGGUAAUAUUCUGGUCAUCUGUAGGCGUGGCCAUUGUUACAUUUCUACUAUUGUGGUCUUGGCAUCCCCACCUAAUUCUAGGGAAGAAGAGGCGAUAGAGUUUUUCUUCUUAUUUUUUUCCUGGUAUUUUUUGCUUGUGCACUAUUCUUUGAUUCCUUCUUGAUUUUUAUGGGUAUCCAUUUCCAUAAAUGGUGUAAAUACUAUUUAUCUACCUCAUAAUUGUAAAUGUCUAAGUGAUUAUUCUCCUAGGUUAGUAGGUCAUAGUUUCUUGGGGCAGCAAAUAUUAGGGUUCAUUUGAUAUGAUAGAGGAAUGAAUAUAGUGCUUAUGAGGCUUAUGAAUAGGUUUCCACCAUAUUUAGUGAAUUGGCCAAUCUCUGUUCCUUGGAAAUGAAUCAUUAUUCUUAAACUUGUAAUCACUCAUUUGAAUGAAAUUUUGAAUGGAGCCAUUUGUGUGCAUUUGAUUUAGUGUGACAUU
This is a messenger RNA of Arachis stenosperma, 2253 nucleotides long. Its product is annotated as CDP-diacylglycerol--serine O-phosphatidyltransferase 1. Bases 560 to 1876 code for a protein of 438 amino acids. Gene Ontology annotation, molecular function: L-serine-phosphatidylethanolamine phosphatidyltransferase activity. The transcript has 13 exons. Gene Ontology annotation, biological process: phosphatidylserine biosynthetic process. The record is from RefSeq and is a predicted model, not a curated record. NCBI's taxonomy places the organism in Eukaryota, Viridiplantae, Streptophyta, Magnoliopsida, Fabales, Fabaceae.